Messenger RNA from Dryobates pubescens (Downy woodpecker), 2012 nucleotides. RefSeq names its product TBC1 domain family member 22A (gene TBC1D22A). The record is from RefSeq and is a predicted model, not a curated record. Gene Ontology annotation, molecular function: GTPase activator activity. Lineage: Eukaryota; Metazoa; Chordata; Aves; Piciformes; Picidae. The transcript has 13 exons. Gene Ontology annotation, biological process: activation of GTPase activity. The coding region runs from base 134 to 1690 and encodes 518 amino acids.
GAGGGGUUGUUUCCUGGUCCCAACAUGGCAGCGCUCAGUCCCUUUCCUACGGAAGGAAAUGGGGGAGAGUGAAGCCUGAGUUAGCGGGCUGGGGCCACAAGUUGCGUGGAGAGGGGAUGAGGUGACGGUUGCCAUGGCGAGCGACGGAGGCAGGAAGCAGUUCUGGAAGCGGAGCGGCGCGAAGGUGCCGGGCAGUAUUCAACAUGUCUAUGGAGCUCAGCAUCCACCUUUUGAUCCAUUAUUACAUGGAAUCUUGAUAAAACCAGGUUCAAAGCCACCUAGUACUCCAGUGAAACUAAAGAAAGUUAGCACUUUCCAAGAAUUUGAAAGUAACACAAGUGAUGCUUGGGAUCUUGGGGAUGAUGAUGAUGAACUCUUAGCAAUAGCUGCUGAAAACUUAAAUACGGAAGUGGUCAUGGAAACCGCUCACAAAGUAAUUCAGAAUCACAGCAAGCUACAAGAACAGCAUAAGUUUCAGGAAGAACAUCUAGAGGAAGAAAAACAAGCAGAAUCUGCAGAGCUGAUGUCGAUUGUUUGUGGUGAUAAUAGGCUUGUUAAAUCAGUCAGUGAAGGUCAUACAAGAAGUUCAUCAGAUAAUGGUAGUGAAAAUUCUUCCAUGCAGAGAUCACAGUCCCUUCCACAAACUUCCACAUCUCCCUUGGUGAGUGGAAUGUCAGAAUAUAAUACCUCAGCUACUACUGCAUUAAAUGAAAGAGAUGCAUUCCGAUUAGACAAAUUUAAACAGCUACUUGCUGGCCCCAAUACAGAUCUUGAAGAAUUACGGAAAUUGAGUUGGUCUGGCAUUCCCAAAAAGGUUCGUCCGAUUGCAUGGAAGCUUCUUUCAGGCUAUCUUCCUGCAAAUGUGGACCGAAGAGAAAGCACUUUACAAAGAAAACGCAAAGAGUAUUUUGCAUUUGUUGAACAAUACUAUGAUUCCAGAAAUGAUGAAAAUCACCAAGAUACCUAUAGACAGAUCCAUAUAGAUAUCCCACGCAUGAGUCCUGAAGUUUUAAGACUUCAGCCCAAAGUAACAGAGAUCUUUGAAAGAAUUUUGUUUAUCUGGGCAAUACGUCAUCCAGCCAGUGGAUAUGUUCAGGGCAUGAAUGAUCUUGUUACUCCUUUUUUUGUAGUCUUCGUUUGUGAAUAUAUAGAAGAGGAGGAAGUGGAAAAUUUUGAUGUUUCCAGUCUGCCUGAAGAAGUGCUGCAGAACAUAGAAGCUGACAGUUACUGGUGCAUGAGCAAGCUGCUUGAUGGCAUUCAGGAUAACUAUACAUUUGCACAGCCAGGAAUUCAGAAGAAAGUGAAAAUGUUGGAAGAACUUGUUAGUCGAAUCGAUGAACAGGUUCAUAAGCACUUGGAUCAGCAUGAGGUGAAAUACUUGCAAUUUGCUUUCCGUUGGAUGAAUAACCUGCUGAUGAGAGAAGUCCCUUUACGGUGUACCAUCAGGUUAUGGGACACAUACCAAUCUGAACCAGAGGGUUUUUCUCACUUUCACCUGUAUGUCUGCGCUGCCUUCCUUGUCAGGUGGAGGAAAAAGAUCCUGGAAGAGAAAGAUUUUCAAGAGUUGCUGAUAUUUUUACAAAACCUGCCCACAGUACACUGGGGAAAUGAAGAAAUCAGUGUACUACUAGCAGAGGCCUACAGACUGAAGUUUGCAUUUGCGGAUGCCCCUAAUCAUUACAAGAGAUGAAUACAAGAGCCAGAAAUCAUUAAGACCUGAUGUUCUCCAGUAUUAUGGCAUGUGUCGUCCUGGUUGUGCUUUCAGCUCAUUGCUUUUUUCAUUUGCAUUAAGAUGACCAUUAAAAUUCUGUUAGAAUUUGCAGAAUGAGAAUGGAAUACCAAAGAAAUGGCCAAAGCAGGAUAUUGAGCAUUGAAUGAACUUGAAAGUGAACUUUUCUGUUCAACAUGAAAAACGAGUUCAGAAGUCUGUCACUUAGUUUUUUUUCUUUUUACUCCUCUCUCUAAUUAGGAGAAUUGCAGUCUGUCUGGUUUCCGUUGAGCAGUUCGUAUGU